CAUUAUCUGUGCCCUACUAAUUUCUUGCAAGGACACACAUUGUCCUCCUUCCUUUUCGAGAUCGAUGCGAAUCGCUCUCAGAACGCUGUUGGUGAGGAGAUGCAUAAGAAUUGAAUCUCAAUUCCAUUUCAGGUUCAUGGAAUCACGGAUCUAAACUAAUACACAAGGCGCUUUACUUGGUAGGGCUAUUGUUACUAAUUCAUUCCUCAUAGCAUACUUCUUGGAGUUGGGGGAUAUUAGAAUAGAGGUGUAUUGGAUAGUCUGAAUCUGUUUUAGGAAAACCUGCAAAGCUAGUGAUGGCUCCCAAUCCCAGAGUUGCAAAAGCCUUUCGUGCUAUGAGAGAGAUCGGGAUUCCUGAAGAGAAAACAAAACCAGUGCUGAAAAACCUUCUUAAACUCUAUGAAAAGAAUUGGGAGCUUAUUGAAGAAGAAAAUUAUCGAGCACUUGCAGAUGCUAUUUUUGACAGCGAGGAGGCAGAGGCAGCAGAACAGAAGAAAAAGCAUGAUAAUGCUGAAGCUGAAGCAUUAGAACAGAAAAAGAAACGCGAGCUAGCUGAACGGAUGAAAGUUAUAGAAGAAGAAACACAAAUUCCAGAAGAGCCAGAAAGGCCUUUAAAGCGGUUGCGUUUAAGGCACCAAGAUGGACAUGCUUCUCCCUCUUGCACCACCUCCAGCCCUAAUUCAAAUGGAACACCACUGAAAAAGCCAAAAGUGGAGAUUGAUGACAUUCCUUAUGCUAUACCCCGGACUCGAUCACAUGCCAAAACUAAUGAAUCUCAGCUUGUUUCACCUCAAUCACAAAGUAGAAACAAGGGGAAGCAACCUGUUUCAGACUGUAACACUCAAACAGAUGUCACAAAUGAAACAGGAGGCGAUUCUGCUAUCCGAUCAAGGCAUCCGAAAGACAAAGGGAAAGAACCUCUUUUACCUCAAACUGGUUUUCAAGAAAAGAGGUCAAUUUCUGAUAGGCCAUCAUCCCAUGGAGUGAGGUUUAAAGAGCCAAAGGUGAAGCAGAGCCCUCUUGCAUUAAUAAAGCCCAAAGACGAGCCACUCACAGAUGACAACACAUCAACGGUUGUGGUGCCUCUUGCAGUGAUAAGACCAGAGUCAUUGACCAAUAAUGGAGAUUCUUCAACUGAAAAUGGUCCAGUCAGCAAGGCUGCUCAACCGCUUGAAGUGGUCAAUGAUGAGUCAACAACAAAAUUAGAUAUUGCUUCCUCAUCAUCUGGGGAAAUCAAGAUUUCUUUGACCUGUAAUAUUGUAGGAAAACCUAACAUAUCCAUCACAGAUGUGGAUUCUGUAUUGAAAACAAUGGAAGAUAAAUGUCUUAAUUCGGUCAAACUCCUGGACCCAAGUAUUUCCAUAAAGAAACUGAUGAAAGAUAUGUGUGAGUGUCUUCUGGAUAAUGAAACCACCUCUACACCACCUGCUAAACCAUCUGGAAGAUGUUGUGUAGCUGAUCCAGACACUAAAGACAUGCCAUCCGACACCAAUGGCUCAGUCAAUGAAAGUCAAAGGGUCACCGAAGAUGAUUGUGAAAAUGGUGUUCAUAAUAAUACAGAGUCAGUUUCUGAUGUCAUAAGGUCUACCCAUGAUGUGAAUGACAUAGCUAAAGGGCAAGAAUCGGUAAUAAUUUCAUUGGUGAAUGAUGUGAACAACGAGUGUCCUCCAUCUUUCCAUUACAUUCCCCAAAAUGCAGUUUUCCAGAAUGCAUAUGUUAACUUUUCACUUGCACGAAUCAGCGAUGACAAUUGUUGUUCCACUUGUUUUGGUGAUUGUCUGACAUCAUCAACGGUUUGUGCUUGUGCACUGCAGUCUGGUGGUGAGUUUGCAUACACAAAAGAGGGUCUUGUGAAAGAGACGCUUUUAGAUGAGUGUAUAAAAAUGAACCGGGACCCUCAAAAGCACUGUUUGUUUUACUUACAACGUGGUAUACAACGUAAAUUACAGGUGUUUAUGACGCCUGGAGGAAAAGGGUGGGGUCUGAGGACACUUGAGGACCUACCUAAAGAGAGUGAAUUAAAGGAUGAAGAAGCUCUUUGUUUGGAUGCCACCUAUUAUGGAAAUGUCGCUAGAUUCAUCAAUCAUCGGUGUUGGGAUCCAACUUUAGUGGAGAUUCCCGUGGAAGUUGAGAAUCCGGAUCAUCACUACUAUCAUCUUGCCUUCUUCACUACAAGAAAGGUGAAAGCCCUAGAAGAGUUAACAUGGGAUUAUGGCAUUGAUUUUGAUGACGAGACACAUCCCGUUAAGGCGUUUCGAUGCCGAUGUGGCAGCAGGUUCUGUCGAAACAAUAAACGUCCAAACAGACACAGAAGAAGAAGAUACACUUGAAGUUAAGAUCCGUUUUGAAGCUCAUCACUCUAGCGAUGGUGAUGCUGUUUCCGUGUUUCGUAUCUAUCUUAUGUAUUGUACUACUUGUAAUAACCAAAAGUCCAGGGUUAUUUUAGGUAUCUUCGUAGACUUUUUUUUUUUU
This is a messenger RNA of Lactuca virosa, 2472 nucleotides long. Lineage: Eukaryota; Viridiplantae; Streptophyta; Magnoliopsida; Asterales; Asteraceae. The record is from the annotation of a GenBank genome assembly.